Messenger RNA from Mytilus trossulus (common blue mussel), 4398 nucleotides. RefSeq names its product sodium/myo-inositol cotransporter-like. Bases 248 to 2353 code for a protein of 701 amino acids. The transcript has 17 exons. Gene Ontology annotation, molecular function: D-glucose:sodium symporter activity. Gene Ontology annotation, cellular component: plasma membrane. The record is from RefSeq and is a predicted model, not a curated record. Gene Ontology annotation, biological process: transmembrane transport; myo-inositol transport; inositol metabolic process. Lineage: Eukaryota; Metazoa; Mollusca; Bivalvia; Mytilida; Mytilidae.
CUAAUGAGAAAUCGGUACAUCCGCAUACUUUCGUUUUUAUACUAUAAACGAUUUACAGAUAGGUGAAGUGUCCGUACCUUGGCGAUCUUUUGAGAUGGUGUUUACCCUGUAACUCAAGAUUUACACUUCAUAGUGUUAACUAUCCACCUAAAAUUACUGUUUUAUUGUGUUUUCUGGUUUGGGUGUGAAAAGGUCGUAUCUGCUUGUACCUUCCAAAGCCUCACGCAUCAAAAGAUAAUCUGUCAAAAUGGCCAAAGAAAGGUUGGAGCUGUUUAAGCAAAACCAUCCGCAAGAACUCGUCAAACUGAGCAAAAAUGAUAUCGGCGUCAUUGUUGGUUAUUUUUGCUUGGUUGUUCUCAUUGGAAUCUUUGCUAUGUGGAGGGCUAAUAGGGGUACGGUCAGUGGAUAUUUCUUGGCAGGAAGAGCAAUGUAUUUUAUUCCGGUUGGCCUUUCACUGUUUGUCAGUAACAUAGGAACAGAGCAUUUCAUUGGCUUGUCAGGAUCUGGAGCAGCCAAUGGCAUAAGUGUUGGAGCAUGGGAAUUUAACGCUAUUCUGUUACUACAGUUGUUGGGAUUCGUAUUUAUACCAGUCUAUAUAGCAUGUGGAACAGUGACUAUGCCAGAAUAUUUGUCCAAACGAUUUGGAGGAGUCAGACUUCGAGUGUAUUUUGCAGUGUUAUCUCUUAUCCUAUAUAUCUUUACAAAAUGUUCUGGCGAUUUAUUUACCGGUGCCUUGUUCAUUCAGCAGUCUCUCGGCUGGGAUUUGUAUCUGAGCAUUUUCAUUCUCAUUGUUAUAACUGGUAUUAUAACAAUCGCAGGUGGUUUGACGGCUGUCAUUUAUACCGAUACUAUGCAGGCAAUCCUCAUGGUUGGAGGAGGCUUGACCCUUAUGGGAAUAUCGUUUAAUAAAAUUGGAGGCUAUGACGGCUUGGUGAGAAGAUAUAAUUCAGAAGAAGCAAGUACAAAUGUUUCAUACAGACUUCCAAAUACUACCUGUCACGAGCCAGAUCCCAAUGCUUUCCGAAUGUUACGAGAAGCAGACGACGAUUACAUGCCAUGGCCAGGCUUUCUGCUAGGUCAGACUCCUGGUUCGAUAUGGUACUGGUGCGCAGACCAGGUUAUUGUCCAACGAUUACUGGCAGCCAAAAGUGUUUCCCAUGCGCAAGGUGCCACACUUCUAGCCGGAUUUAUUAAAAUACUUCCAUUGUUUAUGAUGGUGAUGCCUGGAAUGAUCAGUCGUAUAUUAUAUGCAGAUGAGGUUGCUUGUGUAGAUCCCGACAUUUGUUACCAUAUCUGUCAGAGUGAGGCUGGUUGUACUAAUAUAGCUUACCCAAGACUAGUACUAGGAUUGAUGCCAGAUGGAUUGAGAGGAUUAAUGAUGGCCGUCAUGGUUGCUGCUCUGAUGAGCGAUUUAGAUUCCAUCUUUAAUAGUGCAAGUACCUUGUUCACCAUUGAUAUCUAUAACAGAAUAAGGAAGAACUCUUCAGUAAGGGAAGAUAUGAUUGUUGGCAGAAUAUUUAUCUUAGUUAUGAUUGGUGUGUCAAUUGCAUGGAUCCCAGUAAUCAAAGAAAUCCAAGGUGGUCAGAUUUUCAUAUAUAUACAGGAGAUAACAGACUACCUUGCACCUCCAUUUGCUGCUGUCUUUCUUUUGGCUGUGCUUGUUCCAAGAGUGAAUGAAAAGGGAGCGUUUUGGUCAUUGAUGAUAGCACUGCUGACUGGGAUAAUUCGAAUGAUCUUAGUUUUCGUGUACCAUGACUCGGGUGGUUGUGACAAACCAGACAACAGACCAGACAUAUUAAAGAACUUCCAUUAUAUGUAUUUUUCACUGUUCAUUACACUCAUGACAGGUGCUUUGGCCAUCAUUAUAAGUUUAUUUACAGAACCACCAGCAGAUAAAUAUUUGUACAGAACCACCUUCUGGACAAGACACAGAAAUGACCCUCCACCAGACCUAGAAGACACACUUGGUGCUAAACAUUCACAAAUCAAUAUCGCAUAUACAGCCAGUGAGAAUGAUAUUCAUCUGAGUGUGAACGGGGACAGAAAUCCUCAAGUCUUUACUGUAAAUCCUGGUGAACAGAGAAAGGUGUUUAGGGAUCCUGACCUCGACAAACAAGAAAGCGCAUCAGAUGACAUUUCGUGUGGAGAGAAGGCUGUUAAUUUACUCUGUGGAUUUGGAAAGGGAAAACAGGACGAAGAGCAAGCGAAAGCAUUAGAGGCGCACGUGAAAAAGGUUCAAUCUCUACAACAAGGUUUUGUUACAAAGAUUGGACUACGAUUUGGAAUGGUUGUAAUUCUUGCUAUUGGAACAUUCCUGUACUUCUUCUGGUCGUACUGGAAAUAUGAACCUUAAAUAGGAUUUAUUAUUAUAUGCAAAAAAGAAAAAAAUGCACUUUAAAUGAUUGAUAUACAAAUUGUUUUCAUUUUUUUUAUCCUGAUAUCAGCAUACAUUUUUUUUUGUACAUAUUGAAACGUUAUAUGUUAUAAUGUUUUUAUUAAAUGACAAAAUAUGCAACUAAUGAUUUUUCUUUCAAAAUUGCAUUUACUGCUUACGCGCAGACUUUUUUUUCAUAACCGUGUUUACAAAAGGAAUGAAAUGAGAAACGUUCAACAAUCAAUCAAAUCAUUUCUUACAUGUGUAUAAAAUAAUUAAUGCGGAAAGCUUAUAUAUGGUAUGUCCAUCCUUCCGCCACACAAAGUUUCUACUCACAUUCUUUAAAACCAAUGGAUAUUGAGUAAUGCAACUUUUCGUCAUCAUUUAACACUGAUAAAAGCUUAAGGUGUGUAAUGUACUAGGAAGGAAAUCGUACAUAAUAAGUCACGGUCAAGAUCUUCGUUCAAUUUGUCACCACUACUAUAUGUACAAAAAUAGCUUCCGAUCUUUAUGUUUAAUCUCUUUGAACCAAAGUGGAAGAAUGCGCUUGUAAAAUUGUCUUCCUAGUGUAUGAAUUAUGUUGAAAAAGAAACACCUUAUCUACAUUUACGUGAUUUUGUUUUAGUUAGAAAUGUUUAAUUUUUUGUAUCAUAUUUAACUGUUUAAUUGUGUUACAUUGCAACGUAAAAACAUAUUAACUGCAAAGAAAUGCAAAAAUAUCUUUACCAAAUGCAAUAAAAAGCAACAAAACUUUAUCUAUGAUGAGUUUAUUUAGUAGAAAGACGUUUAAUUUCAGAAUACAUAAAUGGUAAUUUUUCAUUGUUUCUGAUAGACCUACAUUAAAUUCUGUAUUUCUGCCUUGAGACUUUUAAUUGGAUAAACAAAUAUCGCGGAAAUAAAUGUGAUUGAAUUUUCAUUGUGAAAUCCAAAACGAGCAAAUUUUUCAGUAACUUGUAUAGUCUGACAGUGUAUAUUACAUUUAUUGAAGAUUUCCAUAGAAUUUUUUUUUCUGAUCUGCGAGGCUUGUAACAUGAAAUAUGUAAUGCCCCUUUUUUUAUAUAAACAACAACGAAGCUUUUACUUAUAACAGUAAAUAGUUAUCAAAUGUACCAGGAUUAUAUUUUAGUACACCAGACGCGUGUUUCGUCUACAUAAGACUCAUCAGUCACGCUCAUAUCAAAAUAUUUAUGAAGCCAAACAAGUACAAAGUUGAAGAGCAUUUAGGAUCCAAAAAUACAAAACGUUGUGCCAAAUACGGCUAAGGUAAUAUAUGCCUAGGAUAAGAAAAUCCUUAGUUUUUUGUAAUAUUCAAACUUUUGUUAACAGGAAAUUUAUAAAAAUUACCACAUUAUUGAUAUUCAUGUCAACACCGAAAUGCUGACUACUGGACUGCUGAUACCCUCGGGGACGAAACGUCCACUAGCAGUGGCAUCGACCCAGUGGUGUAAAUAGUUAUCAAAGGUACCAGGAUUAUGAUUAAGUACACUAGACGCGCGUUUUGUCUACUUAAAACUCAUUAGUGAUGUUUAUAUCAAAAUAUUUAUAAAGCCAAACAAGUACAAAAUUGAAGAGCAUUGAGGAUAAAAAAAAUCCAAAAAGCUUUGCCAAAUACGACUUAGGUAAUAUAUGCCUGGAAUAAGCAAAUCAUCAGUGACGCUAAUUAAGUAAUCUACAUAAAGCAACGAAAUUUUAUGAUUUUUUAAAAUCUAAACACAUCAAAUGAUCGUGUUUUUACAAUCAUUCGUGUAUUAAUAUAAAGCAUAUUUAGUAGCUUUUAACGCAUCUUUUUACAUAAAGCAUUAUCUGAGAUUAUUAAUGAGAUUUAUAUACACUUUAGUAUAAUUCUUCGUAUGUAGCGAGAUUUUAAUUGAGUUUUUCUGGUUGUCCUUUAUUUGUAUAGGUGGGAUAUUGUCUUUUUGGUAUAUGCCCCCUUUAUAUUUUUUAUAUACAUAAUUAUGUAUGAUUUUGGUAUGUAAUAUAUUUAUAGUUGAUUUUAAUUGUUAUUAUGUGUGUAUUUAUUUACA